Molecule: messenger RNA, 1353 nt
Organism: Arctia plantaginis
Lineage: Eukaryota; Metazoa; Arthropoda; Insecta; Lepidoptera; Erebidae
Source: the annotation of a GenBank genome assembly
AUGGCGUCUGGUGAAACUCACUCAGUUGAAAACCAGCAAAGAAGGUGGCUUAAUUUAAGAAAAUUAUUGGAAAGAUCGGGACCGUUUAGCCAUCCAGAUUUUGAACCUUCAGCUGAAAUUCUGGACUUUAUUAUGGACUCGUGUAAAGUCCUAAUAGUAGGCGCUGGAGGUCUUGGCUGCGAACUUCUGAAGGAUUUAGCUUUGAUGGGUUUUAAAAAACUUCAUGUCGUUGAUAUGGAUACAAUAGAGCUUUCUAACUUAAAUAGACAGUUUCUAUUUAGAAAGAAUGAUAUCGGGUUAUCUAAAGCUAAGUGUGCUGUUGAAUUUGUCAACAAAAGAGUACCAGGUUGUGAAGCUGUGGCUCACCACUGUUCUAUUCAGGAUUUGGAUGAAGGUUUCUAUAGGCAGUUUCAUAUUGUAGUCUGUGGUCUUGAUUCCAUAGUUGCCAGGAGGUGGCUUAAUGGCAUGCUCAUGUCCUUACUGCAGUAUAAUGAUGAUAGGAGCUUAGAUCAAAGCAGUGUAAUUCCAUUUGUGGAUGGAGGAACUGAAGGGUUCAAAGGGAAUGCAAGGGUUAUACUACCUGGGAUGAGUGCUUGUAUUGAGUGUACCCUUGAUUUGUACCCGCCACAGAAAACGUUUCCACUGUGCACCAUUGCCAACACACCGAGAUUACCUGAACACUGUAUUGAAUACGUAAAAGUUCUCCAAUGGGCAAAAGAAAACCCCUGGGGCAGCAGCACACCUAUUGAUGGCGAUGACCCUCAACAUGUUGCGUGGGUGUUUGAGAAGGCACAAGACAGGGCCAUUAAGCAUGGCAUUUCUAAUGUUACAUAUAGAUUGACACAAGGUGUUUUGAAAAAUAUUAUUCCAGCUGUUGCUAGUACGAAUGCAGCUAUUGCUGCUUGCUGCGCCACUGAGGUCUUUAAACUGGCAUCGUCCUGCUGCACAAACAUGAAUAACUAUAUGGUGAUGAAUAUUGCUGAUGGAGUCUACACAUACACAUUCAAUGCUGAGCGUAAACCAGACUGUGUGGCUUGUAGUAACACCACGCGGGUCGUUGAAUUAGAACCUGAUGCGACUUUGCAGACCAUCUACGACAAGCUCUGUGAAGAUCCAGCCUUUAUGAUGAAAAGUCCAGGUAUAACAACAGUGAUCAACGGCCGAAACAAGACAUUAUAUAUGUCAUCAAUAAAGAGCAUUGAAGAAAGAACAAGAGAUAAUUUAAAAAAGAAAAUAACAGAAUUGGGUUUAUACAAUGGCGUUGAUAUCCUGGUGGCGGAUGUCACCACACCAAAUACUGUUACAAUAAAGUUAAAAUUUGCCGACAGCCAAGAUGUCGAAAUGGCGCGAUAG